GUUAGUUGUUUCGCUGUUAACCUAGAGGUAUUAAUGAUCUGCAUGCAAUGCUCCUUGGCUCUCACCCAGGCCUAUCCCCACCUGUUAUAACCAUCGUUCUCCCCAAGUACAUACACCAUCAGGGUGCCAAGCUGCCAGCCCUUACCCAGCCCGAGGAGAGCCGUCACCCCCACCACCACCAUGGCCCUCAGGUUUGCAUUUGGCCUAGUCUUGUCGCUGUUUGCCAGCCAAGCUAUAGCCUGGACGUACACGGAAUACCUCAGCCCAGUAGGGACGCAGGGCUUCAGCACAGUCACCCCGACCGGGUCCGUCUCAGCCAGCUCCAGCGAAACCGCGAGCACGCAGUACACGGCCCUCCUGGCUCAAGAGUCCAUUACCCUAGAUGUGACGGUGACCAAGGUCUACCUAGCCUCUGGCAGCGCCCCGAUCUGCGGUCCGGACGACAAGCCCUGCUCGACGACCAGCACCAGCACCAGCACCAGCACCGGCAGCGGGGGCAUCGACACAACCGUCUACGCCCCCAUCGUCAUCACCAACCUCCCUUCGUGCACCCUGACGAGCUACAGCUACACCACAUCGAUCAGCGGCCACCUCGGCCCACGGUUUGGGUUACUCGAAACUCUCGACUCUAUGCCCGGCGUCCUGUCCCAGGCGACCAACACAGGGCCCGAGGGUCCAGCCCUGGCCGUGUCGACGUACGUCGUCACCCUCAGCACCAACCUGGGCGGCCAGGCCGUCACGACCACGCGGUGCGACAUCUUCCUUAAGCCGGGCCAGGUCAGCGGCUUGCGAAUUAACUCGCAAGACGAGCAGUUCAUGGAAGAGUGUGUGGACCCGCGCCUGUACCGGUGUCUCGAUUUGUAUACUAUGCGUGCCACUCCGACCUGCGGGACGGAAUGGAUCGGGACGUACGGCCAGGGGCGUCAGACGGCGGCCGCGACUAGUGCGUCCUCCGGCGGUGGGAACGCCGGGCCAAAACCAAAUGGAGCUUGGGGGCGGCAGGAUAUGGCGCGUCGCUGGGUGUUGGUGGGAGCCGGCGUGGCAGCCUUGUGUUUCAUGCUGUAGACAACGCUAUAUUCUUCUAGAAUAUAGAUUUUGAUUCAAGGUUCUUAGAAGAUAAGAAACCUGAGCCAUUCGGCCCAGUACAAGGGUCGUAGGGACAGAGGCUACCCCUCCGGGCACUCAUACCCUCACCUGGGAGAGAAUGUCCCGCGAACUUACCCCCCAUCCCGUCACUGUAUCAUCCCCAGUUCCCAUCAGCUCACUGAGUUUGCCAAACUCAUCAAUGAA
Molecule: messenger RNA, 1290 nt
Organism: Canariomyces notabilis
Lineage: Eukaryota; Fungi; Ascomycota; Sordariomycetes; Sordariales; Chaetomiaceae
Exons: 1
Coding region: 181-1065 (294 amino acids)
Source: RefSeq, a predicted model, not a curated record